GCACUUAUUUGCCUGUGCAUUGUUGGCGUAAUCAUGUACAGAUAUCUCGGCAUGGCAGCAGGGGGACGGAGAAUCAGCAGGAAGGUGGGUCUGAGGACCAACCAGACCCAGUUCACCCUGGAGGGAGAGCCCUUCCGCAUCCUCGGGGGGUCCAUCCAUUAUUUCCGUGUGCCGAGGGCCUACUGGAGGGACCGCCUGAAGAAGAUGAAGGCCUGUGGCAUCAACACGCUCACUACGUACGUGCCGUGGAGUCUGCACCAGCCAGAGAGAGGGGCUUUCAACUUCCACACACAGCUGGAUUUAGAGGCCUAUAUCAAUCUUGCUGCUGAAUUGGAGCUGUGGGUGAUUUUACGUCCAGGGCCCUACAUUUCCUCUGAGCUGGAUUUAGGAGGACUUCCAAGCUGGCUUCUCCGUGAUGGCAGCAUGAGACUGAGGACCACGUACCCAGGCUUCACUGAGGCUGUCAAUACUUUCUUUGACAAACUGAUACCAAAAGUGGUUCCACUGCAGUUCAAGAAAGGAGGUCCCAUUAUUGCAGUGCAGGUGGAAAACGGCUAUGGAUCCUUUGCACAGGAUGAAAGUUACAUGCUUUUCAUUAAAGAGGCCUUAGAGUCCAGAGGGAUCAGCGAGCUCCUGCUCACAUCAGACAACCACAACACAUUAAAGCUGGGCGGUGUGGAUGGAGCCAUCAGAUCAGUGAAGCUGCAGAAGCUGAAUCAAAGAGACAUCCAAGAUCUGAUUGCUAUCCAGCCCAACAGCCCCACCAUGGUGAUGGACUACUGGACCGGCUGGUACGACGUCUGGGGUGACCUCCACCAUGUUCUUCCCCCUGAAGAUAUGGUGUCCACCCUGAGAGAAAUCCUGAGGCGAGGCAUGUCCGUCAACCUCUACAUGUUCCACGGAGGCUCCAGUUUUGGCUUCAUGAGCGGAGCCCUGGCGGAUCCCUCCUACAGAGCCCUGGUGCCCAGCUACGAUUAUGAUGCUCCCCUGUCUGAAGCUGGGGAGUACACUCUGAAGUACCAUCUCCUGAGGGAUUUAUUCUCCCGAUACAACACAGCAGAAGACAGUUUCCUUGAUAUGCCAGCCCUGCAUUACAGGGAGACGUAUGAACCAGCUAUCAUGUAUAUGCACCUGUCAUUAUGGGAUGCCUUGAGCUUCACUGAGGGACCAUUUAAGUCAUACAUGCCAGUAAGCAUGGAGAACCUGCCUGUGAACAACGGGAACGGCCAGUCCUACGGAUACACACUGUAUGAGACCACCAUCACCAGUGGAGGACUAUUAAAGUCUGGAGAUAAUGUCAGAGACCGGGCCCUAGUUUUUGUAAACAGAAGCUACAUUGGCCUUUUUAAGCGCAAAACCCUGGAGCUGGCCGUUCCUGAUGGUAAGGGACCACGUACCUUGAGUUUAUUGGUCGAAAACUGUGGACGAGUUCACCAGGGACGGGACCUUGACAAACAACAUAAAGGCCUUGUGGGAGACAUUUCAUUAAACAGUAUCCCCUUGCGAGAUUUUACAAUAUACAGCCUGGAUAUGAAACCCAGCUUUAUUGAUAGUCUUUAUCGGGCACCUUGGAAGGGUCCGCCUAACACACCCAGCUUCCCUGGAUUUUUCAUGGGGAGGCUGUUUGCAUACGGAUAUCCGAGUGACACAUUUGUAAAGCUGCCAGGCUGGGAGAAAGGUGUUGUCUUUAUCAAUGGGCUGAAUCUGGGGCGCUACUGGACAAUUGGCCCCCAGCAGGCUCUCUACCUCCCCGGGCCCUUCCUCAACAGUGGAAUCAACCAGGUCAUUGUGUUUGAGGAGCAGGAGGCCGACUACAAGGUCCACUUUGAGGACACGCCUGAUCUCGGCAUGGCAGCAGAAAUCCAGUGACUGCCAUCAACUCUUUUGACAAAGAAAAGAAAAGUGCCUAUUGCAUCAGGUCCAAACAUACAAAUGUAGGGCUAUCAAGACUGUUUAUAUCAUUUCCAUUAUUAGAUAUAAUAGCUUAAAAUCUUCAUACAUAUACAGACACACGAUAUGAAAAACAAAGAGAGGCAUGUUUGUUUGAGAGCAUUUUAUAGCAUUUUAUAGCUAUAUACAUACAGUACCUUUAGUUACAGUGACUCUUUACACAUAGAGCAGAUUUACCAAGUAUAUUCUCUUACAAAUGGAUUUUUUUUUUUUUUAACUUAAAGGGGAAUCGUUUCUGUUCGGGGUUGGCAGUUAUGUUUGAUAUUGUUGUUAGAUUUGUAUUGAGUGUGUGAAUAUUCUGCAGAAUGCAGUUAUUAAAAUGGACACGUUAGCCUGUAAAAGAAAAACCAGGCUUAUGAGACGAUAAGAGCUGAGGCUCUUUCAAAUAAAAAACACACAAAAGCAGCAUUGUAGCAACAUCAGACCCUUAUCUUUCAGUGAAAGUUCAAGGUUUCAGAUGCCCGACACAUAGAUAACUAACCAAACUUCUAACAAUCACAGAGUCUGAGAACAUUAGCAUU
This is a messenger RNA of Centropristis striata (black sea bass), 2471 nucleotides long. RefSeq names its product beta-galactosidase-1-like protein 2. Gene Ontology annotation, biological process: carbohydrate metabolic process. Lineage: Eukaryota; Metazoa; Chordata; Actinopteri; Perciformes; Serranidae. Gene Ontology annotation, molecular function: beta-galactosidase activity. The record is from RefSeq and is a predicted model, not a curated record. The transcript has 19 exons. Bases 34 to 1869 code for a protein of 611 amino acids. Gene Ontology annotation, cellular component: vacuole.